Penicillium brevicompactum is the source of this 789-nucleotide messenger RNA. RefSeq lists its product as uncharacterized. Lineage: Eukaryota; Fungi; Ascomycota; Eurotiomycetes; Eurotiales; Aspergillaceae. Gene Ontology annotation, biological process: protein phosphorylation; intrinsic apoptotic signaling pathway in response to endoplasmic reticulum stress; IRE1-mediated unfolded protein response. The record is from RefSeq and is a predicted model, not a curated record. The transcript has a single exon. Gene Ontology annotation, molecular function: RNA endonuclease activity; protein serine/threonine kinase activity; ATP binding. Bases 1 to 789 code for a protein of 262 amino acids. Gene Ontology annotation, cellular component: IRE1-TRAF2-ASK1 complex.
AUGACACCACAAAUUACUGAAUGGGAUGACCUGGAUUUUGUACAGGAAGACAAUGACUCUAUCUCAGAAAUAGCCCGCACAUCUUUUGGCCUUGUUGACAAUGAAACCUUCUAUUAUGGUCACCUGGGUGUUCCGAGGGCUGAAAUAUCGCUUGAACAAAUCAACGCUGCUCUCAUGCCCAUCCCCAGUACCAUCUACCCCAUAUGGCCUAUGUCUGAGGCCAACCUUCGCCUGGCACCAGACGAUUUGGCCGAGAACUUCUAUAUCAAGCGUCCCAAGUUGGAAACGUACAACUGGCUGGUAAACCACGGCCAAGGCCUGGAGACACAGCUAUUCAAAUCCCUCGUGGCCGAGGCACAGGUGUUAGAAGAGUUGUCACAGCAUCCACGCCCAAAUCUGAUCCGCUACUACGGCUCCAGAGUUGCGCAUGGACAUUUCACUGGCAUUGUACUUGAAAAGCACCCACGCGAUCUGCAGACACAUAUUGAUGAAGGGCACAAGGUGCUCGACAAGAACGCUUUUAUGGGUGCACUUGAAUCUGCAAUUCAACAUCUGCACGACCUUGGCUUCGCGCACAAUGACCUCUGCCCAGCCAAUGUCCUAGUCAGUGAGACUGGAAUGCCGGUCUUGAUUGACUUUGAGGGUUGUCAGAAGCUGGGUACUUUGUUGCAGUAUAUUAGAGGAACUGAGGGGUGGAUUGAUGGGGAGAUCAAGGAUCAUCAUACGUCUGACACGGUACAUGAUACCUUUGCGCUUGGGAAGAUUCAGGCGUGGCUUGAAUCAGUCUAG